GAGACUUGCGCGCACACGGCGCGCUCCCCCCCGUAGGCUAUGGACAGCUCGGCGAGUGUUGGCGCGCGCGCGCGCCUCUGCGUGUAAGCGAGUGUGUGACUGAGUGUGCGACUGAGCGUGCGAGCGUGUGAGAACCCGAGAGCCCUCGGCAGCCUUCAGGCCUCCGGAUUGCAGCCGUCCGAGCGUCGGAGAAGCCAUGCAGUACCAGCACCACCAGGGCCCUGCGGCCAUGGGCGUGAACGUGAACGCGCCCCUGUACGCGCCGACCCCCGUGCAGCCCGUGCACCCGACCCCCUUCUACAUCGAGGACAUCCUGGGCAGGAGCGGCUCCCCGGGGUCCCCCGCGGUGCUCUCCGCGCCCACCCUGCCGUCUCCCAACUCGUCCUUCACCACCCUGGUGUCCGGCUACCGGACCCCCAUCUAUGAGCCCACCCCGAUCCACCCGGCGAUCUCCUUCGCGGCCACGUACCCCCCCGGCGCGUUCUACCCGUUCCACCGCGGCGAUUACCCGCACGCGCUCAUCAGGCACGACCCCCUGGGCAAGCCGCUGCUGUGGAGCCCCUUCAUACAAAGGCCGCUGCACAAGCGCAAGGGCGGCCAGGUGCGCUUCUCCAACGACCAGACCGUGGAGCUCGAGAAGAAGUUCGACACUCAGAAGUACCUGUCGCCCCCGGAGCGAAAACGACUGGCCAAGAUGCUGCAGCUGAGCGAAAGACAGGUGAAGACGUGGUUUCAGAACAGAAGGGCCAAGUGGCGACGGCUGAAGCAGGAAAACCCGCAGGGCAGUAAGAGAGAGCUGGACUGUGAGAGUGCGGAGAGGACCUGCGAACAGAGACCUGAGCUAGGGGUCAGUGCCGACCAAAAACCCAGCGAGGGGCUGCACAGCCAGAUCCCCUGCUCACCGUCCCCCGCAUCGCAGGGAGACCUCGAAUCUGACAUCUCAGACGAUUCCGACCAAGAACUGGACAUUGAGGAAGACUGUUCUCGAAAAGUGCAAAUAUGAGCCACGUUUAAUUUUUUUUUUUUUUUUUCCUGGAAGGGCGAGGUCUUUGCACAAUGAAAGCUGCCCUUUGGACCUCCUAUUACUUUCAAUAGGCGAUCCAAGUUUUGUAUAUAUGUCUGUAUAUUUUGUGAGUAGAAAAGCUGUUCCUCAGUAUAAAUUAAAUAUAUAUCUUCAGUACAACGUUGAAGAAAAACAGUUUGUAAUUAAUGUUUCUAUCGGUAAGUAUUGACAUGAUUGAAAAUUUCUCUAAAUAUUUUUGAUAAGCUCACUUUGACUAGUGUCAUGUCUGAAUUUGUUUUGUUUCUU
Messenger RNA from Scleropages formosus (Asian bonytongue), 1309 nucleotides. RefSeq names its product hematopoietically expressed homeobox (gene hhex). Gene Ontology annotation, biological process: regulation of transcription by RNA polymerase II; cell differentiation. The coding region runs from base 197 to 1003 and encodes 268 amino acids. NCBI's taxonomy places the organism in Eukaryota, Metazoa, Chordata, Actinopteri, Osteoglossiformes, Osteoglossidae. Gene Ontology annotation, molecular function: RNA polymerase II cis-regulatory region sequence-specific DNA binding; DNA-binding transcription factor activity, RNA polymerase II-specific. The record is from RefSeq and is a predicted model, not a curated record. The transcript has 4 exons.